Messenger RNA from Austrofundulus limnaeus, 1791 nucleotides. It is a transcript of the gene basp1, whose product is annotated as brain abundant, membrane attached signal protein 1. The transcript has 2 exons. The coding region runs from base 118 to 696 and encodes 192 amino acids. NCBI's taxonomy places the organism in Eukaryota, Metazoa, Chordata, Actinopteri, Cyprinodontiformes, Rivulidae. The record is from RefSeq and is a predicted model, not a curated record.
GCGUGUGUGCGCGCGGAGGAGCAGGCAGAAGCCGCGGAGCGCGCGCAGGGGGAGCCGCAGACCGACACUCAGCCGCCGCUUCAGGAGCUUCAGUCCGCACGAGGCCAGAGAUCUAAAAUGGGAGGCAAGCUGAGCAAAAAGAAGAAGGGCUACAGCGUGAACGACGAUAAGUCCAAAGACAAGGAUGCCAAAGCAGAAGGGGCCUCGGCUGAGGAGAGCGAAGCACCGAAAGACAAGAAAGACGAGGCGGCUAACGAUGCUAAGGAAGUAGCAAACGACACGGCAGCCAAGGACGCCCCGGCGGCCGACGCUGCCGCGCCAAAAGAGGAGGAGAAGAACGCGACUUCUGCGACGAAGGAGUCCGAGAAACCGGCCGCCAACGCCGAGCCCAAAACAGASGCGGCCAAGGCCGAGGAGAAGGCCGCCGCCCCCGCCCCGGCCAAAGAUCCCGCUCCCGCCGCCAAGGAGCCCGAGGCGAAGACACCCGAGAGCAAAGGAGAGGCCGACGCCAAAAAGACUGAGGCCCCCCCGGCACCAGCAGCUCCCGCCGCCGCCUCCCCCGACACCAAGCCCACAGAGGCCGCCGCCGCCGCCGCCGCCGCACCUAGUUCAACACCAGCCGCCGAACCUCCCGCCAAGGAGGCGAACGCCACGGAGGCACCGAGCAAGGAUCAAACCGUAGCAGUUCAGGAUUAAUGGACAGCUCCUUUUCASACAGGAAGAAAUAAAUCACCUGAUUCAACCCUGAAGGAAAGUUUUAAAAGAGGAGGGAAAAUGAAAUUUACUAGCCCGCCGAUAUUCUGAUGAUAACAAUAAUAAUAAUAAUUGUAACGAUGAUGAUGAUGAUGAUGAUGAUGAUGAUGAUGAUGAUGAUUUGUUGAAUGAGGAGGACUGGAGAUGUUUCCACUGAUGCAUAUGAUUAUUGCUAUUAUUAUUGUUAGGUUUAAUUCUUUUUUUCUGCUGUAGUAUUUGAACUUUGAUACGAGUCUGUGUCGGCCAUGCUCCUCACCCGUUCACCUUCAUCCCUUCACUCAUCAGGUCUCACCUGAACCCUGAUCCAGCCCACAGAGGUCCUGCCCCCCCCCCACCAGCAGCUAGAUUCAGCCAUGACUAAAAGAUGAGCUCAAACCUCUCGUGCUUCAGCUCCUUUCACUUCCAGUGUUUUUAUUUCCAUUUUCAUCUAAAUGAAACGUGUUUUCAGGAGGACGGAGAACGCUGAGGCUUUCUAAGACAUUCCAAAGGUUGAAUAAAGAAAAAAGAAAAUAAAGUUCGGCUUUGCGACGAAAUAAUCGUAGGAUCUUUUUCAAACGUAUAGAUUUUGUACUGAAACCCCUUUGUGGUUUUUUAGCAUUUGUAAUACUUAUAAAACCUGCAAAGCCUUGAUCUUUACAAUGCUCUUAUGAAGUUUGAAGCCGUUCUCUGAUCCUCCGUCGGCGUUAAACGAGCGUUUGUGGAUGAAACGGUGAAAACAGGAUGUUUGCUGCGCCGAGAGGACGCCUCUGAUAACCAGUGUUCAGCUGUGUCUGUCCACAGAGCGUAGACUAAACCAGCUCUGAGGCAGCCUGAUGCUUUUCUCUCAUCUACUGGAAGAACUCAAAAACAUUUGAUAACUGAAAGUAUUUCCACAUGUUGGUCCUUCCAGUGUUUCGUGGAGGAAAUGUGCUCCAGCCUGAAAAAAACGUGGCUCAGCAACUUUCCCAAUUUAAAAUGAAAACACUGAACGUGUGACGUGAUUGGAACAGCUCCUGCUGCAGUAUUACCAGCUACAGUAUUUAUGCAAAAUCUAAAAAA